Pleurotus ostreatus (oyster mushroom) is the source of this 969-nucleotide messenger RNA. It is a transcript of the gene NOP1, whose product is annotated as Small subunit processome complex component. Lineage: Eukaryota; Fungi; Basidiomycota; Agaricomycetes; Agaricales; Pleurotaceae. The transcript has 6 exons. Gene Ontology annotation, cellular component: small-subunit processome; box C/D methylation guide snoRNP complex. The record is from RefSeq and is a predicted model, not a curated record. Gene Ontology annotation, molecular function: rRNA methyltransferase activity; histone H2AQ104 methyltransferase activity; RNA binding. Gene Ontology annotation, biological process: box C/D sno(s)RNA 3'-end processing; rRNA methylation. The coding region runs from base 1 to 969 and encodes 322 amino acids.
AUGGCAUUCGGAGCAUCGGGAGGCCGUGGCGGUUUUGGUGGAAGAGGUGGUGGUGGACGAGGUGGUGGAAGAGGUGGUGGAGACCGUGGCGGGUUUGGUGGACGGGGUGGACGGGGAGGAGGACGAGGCGGAGGUGUACGGGGUGGAGGUGUGCCUUCUAGAGGUGGCCGAGGAGGCAGAGGUGCGCCCGGUGGUAGAGGCGGUGGUAGAGGCGGUCGCGGCGGUCGGGGAGGAGCCAGGGGUGGUGCGAGAACCAUCGUCGAACCCCAUAAACACGAAGGCGUCUUCAUUGCCAAAGGCAAGGAACACAUGCUGGUCACCAAAAAUCUCGUCCCCGGAGAAUCUGUCUACGGUGAAAAGAGAAUAUCGGUAGAGGGGGGCGUCGACGAUACGAAAGUCGAAUACCGAGUGUGGAAUCCUUUCCGUUCCAAGUUGGCUGCCGGUAUUUUGGGGGGUUUGGAUCAUAUUUUCAUCAAGCCCGGUGCGAAAGUGUUGUACCUUGGCGCUGCUAGCGGCACGAGUGUGAGCCAUGUAGCAGACCUUGUUGGACCGGAAGGCGUUGUUUACGCCGUUGAAUUCUCGCCUCGGUCGGGGAGAGAUCUUAUCAACAUGGCAAAAAAGCGAACAAAUGUUAUACCCAUCGUCGAAGAUGCUCGCAUGCCAAACAAAUAUCGCAUGCUGCUGUCGACAGUCGAUGUGAUCUUCGCUGACGUUGCCCAGCCCGAUCAAGCCCGUAUUGUCGGUGUCAAUGCCCACAGUUUCCUAAAAGACGGUGGCCACAUCGUCAUCUCGAUAAAAGCUAGUUGUAUCGAUUCAACUAUGCCCCCCGAGGUCGUGUUUGCGCGAGAAUUAGAGAACCUCAAAGAGCAGCAGCUGAAACCGUUGGAACAAGUCACACUGGAGCCGUAUGAGCGUGAUCAUGCUAUGGUGUCAGCUGUUUACCUGAGAAAUAGGAUGCCCACGACGUAG